Molecule: messenger RNA, 1590 nt
Organism: Lobosporangium transversale
Lineage: Eukaryota; Fungi; Mortierellomycota; Mortierellomycetes; Mortierellales; Mortierellaceae
Product: major facilitator superfamily domain-containing protein
Exons: 4
Coding region: 1-1590 (529 amino acids)
Biological process (GO): transmembrane transport
Molecular function (GO): transmembrane transporter activity
Source: RefSeq, a predicted model, not a curated record
AUGUUCAUGGCUGCAUUAGAUAAUAGUAUUGUGUCAACGGCAUUACCAAGGAUUGGAACUGAAUUUGCUGGUUCCAACAAAGUUGAACUAGUCUUUACAUGUUAUAUUAUCACUGCUAACGCAUUUCAAGGUCUAUGGGGUCGUUGUUCAAACAUUUUUGGGCGUAAGCCCAUAGUGUUUUUGGUAGUCGGAAUCUUCGUCCUUGGCUCGAUCCUCUCAGGUGCAAGCAGGUCCAUGAACAUGUUUUUAGGUUGUCGUGCCUUAACAGGCACGGGUGCUGGAGGAAUCUUUUCAUUAGCCAAUAUCAUCAUUGCAGAUUUAGUAUCGAUUCGUGAUCGAGGUAAAUACCAAGGUUUUAUUUCAGCCGUCUUUGGAAUCUCCGCCUUAUUGGGACCGGUGAUGGGGGGUGCAUUCGUGGACAAGGUCAGUUGGCGAUGGUGUUUUUAUAUCCAAGUGGCCCUUGGAGCCAUCACCCUCCCGACCAUGGCCAUCAUGCUCAAGUUACCAAGACCUAAAGGAAAUGUUUGGGAGAAAUUGAAGGCCAUUGAUUGGGCUGGCACGUUCUUUAUGGCGAUCUUCACCGUCUUUUUGUUGUUGCCCACAAACUUGGGUGGAACUAUGUUUCCUUGGAACUCACCAUUGAUCAUUACCUUGUAUGCAUUGGUGAUCCCUACGGCUGCUGCAUUCUAUUUUGUCGAAGCAAGGUAUGCAAAACAUCCCAUUGUUCCGUCCUACCUCUGGAGGAACAGAAAUGUCGUGACACUCUUCGGCCUCAAUGUCUUUAUGGGCAUGACCUUCUGGACCUUGAUCUUUUAUCUUCCUAUUUACUUCCAGAUCGUCGAGCAUGAGACUGCAACGGCUGCUGGUUUGACAAUGAUCCCACUUGAGGCGGGUAUCUUCAUUUCAUCCAAUAUUGCAGGUAUCCUUGUGUCGAAAUAUGGCAAAUAUCGUCCUUAUAUCUUUACAGGCACAGGUGGAGCUCUCAUUGGGAUUGGUCUCUGUUUAGUACUUGCUACGACCUCUUCAAAGAUCAUUCAUGUCGUCAUCCUUUUGGUCUCUGGUCUUGGAAUCGGACAAUUGUUCCCCUGUCUGAUUGUGGCGAUCCAGGCCUCUGUGGAACGAAAGGAUUUGGCGACCGUUUCGGCCUUGCACAAUUUCUUCCGCAUGAGUGGAUCUGGAUUUGGAGUGGCGAUCAACGGGGCUCUGUUCCAGAAUCACCUCAAGAAUGGGUUGAGGGACGCUCAGGUCCCGGCAGAGUUGGCAGCGAUGGCAAUUUCCUCUUCACAAAAGAUUGUUCAUUUGCCAGUGGAGUGGAGGGGGAUUGUGGAGGCAAUCUAUUUGGAUAGUAUGAAGACUGUGUUCAAGGCCACGAUCCCUAUGGCAGCCAUCAUGUUCUUGUUGACGUUUAAUCUGAAACAUGUUCGAUUGAAUAUUAAGAGCACGACUGAUGCUGACACCGGUUCCGGUACUGCUACUCCCAAGACUAGUGGCAAUGAUGAAAAGACGAUGAUUACUAAUGAUGCCACGACUGCUACUACUACUGCAGCAGAAACUACUACCACUACCACUACCACCAAGGCUAAUAUGUAA